GGGGGUGCCGGUCCGUCGCCGCCCGCAGCCGCCUCCCGCCGCUCCCCACAGCUUUCCCGAGGUAUGUUCGCGUUUGGUGUCUUUUGGGCCACAAGCACCAAAAAGCCCCGCGUGGAAGCUCGCUUGUGCUCCAGGAGUGUUUGUGUGAGGAGGCGGGAGGGAACGCCUCUCUCCGCUGCUUCUGCGGCCGUCUCUGGCAUGCUGCUCCGUGGGAUGAAGGCAAGAGUUGCUGCGCGAGCAGCGAGUUUCCUUACGAAAAUGGGUAAUUUCGGGCCCCGCGCUGGAGCUGCAGUGUCUGGUUUGUCUGUGAAGGAUGUAAGAGGGCAUGCGGCUUUAUCUGUGUUUAAAAGUGCAGCCUGUGGGAUGGUCACAGUAACCUCCUGGAGGGGAAAUGCGGAGGUGGUCACUGCUAGAAGGACUGAGUCACACGAUGUCCCAGACAUUGUCACCCUCUUCAGCCCUGUCACAGAAGACCUCUUCGGAAGAAUUGAUGUCACUUACCUUUUAGAAUUAUCAAAUCUUGCUUUGACACUCUGCAAUGAGAAGAAUGAGGUUCUAGCCCAUGCUGCCUUUCUGGACUAUCCAAAUUGGAAUAUCACUGAUCAGGCUGAAUGGGAACCAUUCCUGCAUGAAAACUACACUAACAAUAAGUGCACUCCUUUGAACACUCUCUUUGUGCAUCUCUUAGUGGCAAAGGAAGAAUAUGCAGCUGGAUGUUCCCAGGAAAUUGUUAGGAGAGCUUUCAUCUUACUACCAGAACUGCAGUUUAUACUCCUCUUUAUACCAUCCGAGGAGAGGCUGGGUUUUAGUCAUUCAGAGCUGGCCAUGGGGAAUGUGUUUGAAAGGAUGAUGCCUGUUCCUGGCUCACGCAUGGAGAGAGGUUUCACCUUGCUGGCUUGCCCCAGGCAUCGGUGUCACCCCCAGCUGUACGUGCGCCAAGCAAGGAUGGAAGAUUAUGAUGAUCUCAUGCUAAUCUGGACACCUCAAAGUGAGACUCUGAAGGAAACCUAUGGUGAAUAUCUCCUUGUUGAUCUCAUAGAACGUGAAGGUGAAGAAAAUCAGGCAGCUGUUUGUGAGGUUGAUGGCACUGCUGUAGGAUUCAUGAGCUUAUGUUCUCACGUGAAUAUUUCCUUGUUUCAAGAGUGUUUUGACUUAGGGCCUUUCCAUGGACUCUGUAAACCACAUCCAGAGGAUAUUCUCAAAGUGCCACGGAAGCCAAGCGUUCAAGGAGAUAAAGAUGAAAGCAACCAAACAAGUCCAAAGGCAGAGCCUGUUUGUUCUCAGGACUUGGGACACGUUCCUGGUGCAGAUGCAGCUGUGCAGGAGGAUGGAGCAGUGGUCCUUUCCCAGACUGAAGUGCCUGUGGGUGAUAUCAGCAACUCGGGCUCUAAGGGCUCAGCAGCACCUCUCCUGGAGACUGAGGAGGGGGAUUUACACCCCGUGUACAGAGGAGACCCAAAUGUCUUCUCUAUCCGUCUGUUCUUUAUCAAUGAGAAGUAUGAAACUAGGUCACUGGAUUUUUUGCAGUAUGCUUUCAGCGUUUUCCCAGACAGAGACUUGUGUGUGAUCCUGGUGCCACAUGACGUCCCAGAGUUCCCUCUGCUGCAGAGCUUUGUCCGGGCUGUCCCUUCCUGCACUUCCAGCCUGGCUCGGGAGCUGUACGUGUUCCACCGGGCGGGAUUGCUCACGUCAUUUAAUGUAAGAAAAGCAACGACCAGUGACUUGCAGGGUGUCAAAAUGCUCGUUGAAACUCUUAGCUUGAAUGAAAAGAUAUGGAACGACUCAAAGAUAUUCACUGAGGCUCGCAGGGAUCCAGAUGGGAUGCCAGUACAGGCUUUUGUGGCAGAAGUUCUGGAUCAAAUCGUUGGUGUUUCUGUCACUAGGGAUGAAAUGGAUAUUGAGUAUAUCAGAUCACAUUACAACAUUGAGGAAUUCAUUCAUUUUAAUCACCACCAGCAAGAGGAACAUGGACAUCUUUGCCACUUUGUCUUGAAUCCUGUAUUUCAUCACUACACAAAAUACUUCCUAAAGGAGAUUCUUCGCUUGGGUCACAAAUCUUCUCUUUACUACCCUAUUUAUCCAGAAUAUGUGGAGGCCCAGUUCCAGCGUCCCCGUGCCCAUUCCCUGACAUCUGCCCUCCGUUGCAUGGCUCCCGUGCGGCCGAGACGACAGAUUGUGUAUCCUCUGCGAGCGCUUGGCGCGAGCGCUCCGGCGGAGCAGGUCUCCGAGGAUCAGCUGAAGUAUUCUUUGAACCACACAAAUCGAAAACUGGUGCUGGAAUCAAAAGUGUGUAUCAACAGUAGAAUUGUGGUGGUUGGUGCAUCUGAUGUUGGAAUCUCUUUUCUGGAAACGCUGGUUUUUUGGCCUCGUCUGAAGUUCAACAACCUGACCUUGAUUUCCACUCAUGGCCUUCCAGGAAAAGACCCACAGAGCUCCAAGUAUAGAAGAUUUUUAAUUAACAGCCACUGUUUUAAUGAUGACGAUUAUGCACAGAUGUCACUUUGUUCCUGGGUUAAUGUUGUGGUUGGUAAAAUGACGAGCAUAAACCGCAGUGCCAAAUACGUUGUUGUUUCCAAGGAGAAGAAAGUGCCUUACGACUACCUGGUUCUGUGCACGGGACAGAGCUACCAGGCCUUGGCCCCCACAGGAGCAGACAGCACUGAAAUCACGGGUCAGUGGCCACAGAGAUACACAGAGAAAGUCCCUUCCAACCACUUCACUCUCAACAGCGCCCAGGACUGCUCGGAGGCAGCACGCUGGCUGCAGGAAAACCUCGUCAGCUCCACAGGGAACGUCAUUGUCUAUGGGAAUACAAUUGACAUUUACACCACGGUAGAAGCCCUCUUAUCCCUUGGGAUCGAUGGCUCCCGCAUCCAUCUCGUGCGGGCUCCGCUCAGCUCUGCCGGUCCGAGCCUCGGGGACGCCGCCCUGGAGCGUGUGGUGGGGGAUGCCCUGGCACAGGCUGGGGUGGCUGUGUACCCUGACAGUGUCCUGGCAGAGUGGGGCCAGGAUGAGCACGGCCACAUCGCCUGGGCUGCCUUCAAAGCGCUGGAGAGCGCGGAGCCGCUCCGCCUGCCCUGCUCAGCAUUUUUUAGCUUUGCCUACAGGACACUGGAUUAUGAAACCUUUAAGGCCAUCAGUGAUGCUUGCCUAGUUUUUGAUGGAAGACUUGUGAUUGAUGCCAAAUUCCACACCAAUGAUGCCAGCAUCAGGGCAGCAGGUCCCCUGACAAAGUUCUCCAGGAGAUACUUCAGGGAUGAUGUGACACACAGCAACUUCAACUCCAAGGAGAUUGGCUUUGAGCUUGCUGCUUCCAUGCUGAGUCUCUUUGAUCCAAGCCCUCAGCCCAGUUCUGAGCCACCAGAAGGCUCAGACAGACUCCUCCCUGUAUACAGAAGGUGUAAAGUUCAAGGUGGUGUUCUUCCUGGAGGUUAUAACUACUUGCACAUUUCCAAGCCUGGAAUCCCUGUGCCCUUGGAUGUAGAACAUGACCCGUGUGAUCAUGGCAUGGAGAUCGUGACUGGGGACGCUGCUGCUGGGAAUUACUUCAGGAUGCACUUGAGCAGAUACAGGAUGGUGGACAGCAUCACCUGCUUUGCCAAGGAACCCUUCCCUGUCCCCAACUACCUCUGCUUGUACGGCCAGCACGAGCGCCUGCUCAAUGACCUGUGCUACCGCUGGAGGGCCGGGCAGCUCUCAGACCUCUACAGCUACUUCAGGGAACCUUGGUCCAUGGCCAUCUAUCACGAUCGGUUUAUUGAUCUGCAGAAGGAACUGCGCCAAACCCUGAUGUCAGAACAGCCGGCAGGCAGGGACCGGAGCCGGGCAGAGCCGGGCGCAGCGGCAGCAGCGGGAGCCCCGCAGCGGCACAGGGACCCUCCCAGGAGCGCAUCCUCCCGACACGGUAAUUGGGAUUUGCAGCAGCCAGGGCUGCUUAAACCACCUGUUCCUCUCAGAAAUAAACCGCUCUUUUAAAGGUCUAAUAAAGUCCCCUGGCAGCUCUGGAGGCGAGGGCAUGCAGAGCCCAGCUCCUGUGCUGUGCCGCUCUGCUGAGCCUUUCCAGCCUUCCUUAGGGAAUAAUGGGGGAGUGAUGGGGAGGAUUUAACCAGAGCAGAGCCUCUGCUGCUGUGGGCACUGGGCUGGGGGAGAGAGAGGGAGCAUGGCUCAGCUGCAGGUUAAAACAGUUCUGCUUUCUCAGGGUAUGGGGCCGUGGUGUGUUUAUUGGCUCAUUUUCCAGUGUUUUAGAGGGAAAUUGCCUGUAGUGCAAUACCAGUUCAAUGACAAAUGUGAGGAAAAUGAUGUACAGCUGGGGGCACCUGAGCUGGGAGGUUUUGGGUUAGUUACACAGACAGAAGAAAAUCAGAAUUUAUUACAUACAAUAAAUUCUAUUUUGCAUUUGCCCGUGGGUCCCUGGAAGUGUCCAAGGCCAGGCUGGAUGGGGUUCAGAGCAACUUGGGAUAGUGGAAGGUGCCCACAGCAAGGGGCUGCAAUGAGAUGAACUUUAUUGCUCCCUUCCAACCCAAACUAUUCUAGGAUUCUGUGAUAAAAGAAAUGUUAAAAAUAUAUUCCUUUUAUAGCAGUAUAUUCUAUAUAGAUGAUCUACAUAAGUAGAAUUCAGAAUAUGUAGAUCAUGUAUAUUACAUGUAUUUUAUCAAAGCAUAUUAUAUUAUACAAGAGAUACUAAUAUAUGUCUGUUAAAUAUUGUCACUUAGACAAUGCAUAUUAAAUGUAUUAUCUACAACAUAUAAAAACACAUAUGCAUUAUACAUAAUUACUGAUACAUCACCAAUGUUGAUGUAAUGAAACACUCUUGUCUGACAGGAGGUUUUGUCAGCUCUGCAGCCAGGAUUUGUGUGCUGUGGAGGACAGUGUAGGUGCUCAUAAGUGUGCAUAUCCACUGUACAUACAUGGUCUGAAAUACAGUUUUUGUAUCUAUAUACUGCACUGAAUAUUUCGUGAUGCACAUCAUAUAUGUUCCAAAUAUUGCAUGUUCAUUAUAUCAUGUUAUACAGAAUUCAUACAUCACUGAUAUGAUUUAUAUACUUUUCUUAUGUUCAUUUUUAAAUAAAAGUGUACUGCACAUAUAUGCACACAGUAUUACAGUUAGCAAAGUAAUGUUAUAGUUUAUGUCAUAUGUACAUAUAGCUAGUAUAUAUACCAAGCUUAUAUAGAUAUACCUUAUAUAGAUAUACCUGUGCUUAUAUAGAUAUACCUGUAUAAUAUAAAGGUAAUAUGUUGUAUUAACCUAUAACCAAUUUUUGAAUAGAGUUAUUACCUUUAUAGUCAGUAUUUAAUAUUCAAAACCAGGUAUUAAUAAGAUAAAAUAUAUAGUGCAUAUAUUAUAUAAUACAUUGUGAAAUAUAUAAUGCAUAUCACAUUAUAUACCUUGUAUUAUACAUAAAUUACAGAUCACAGAUUGCAUAUAUUUUCCUUAAUGUAAUAAUACAUACUCAUUGUAUCUGUAUUUAAUGCCUAUAACAUAUGCUCUAGCUAAUAGAAACAUGCAUAACAUCAAAUAUUAGAUAUGCAAUUUGAAAUACUGUAGCAUGUAAUAUAUAGAACAUAAGACAACAUCCCUAAUAUAUUUUCUAUAGUUAAAGAGAUCAUAUUAAUAGGCAUAGGAAUAAGAUAAUACCUAUACAAAUGUUUGUAAAAUAUGUUAGGCAGCCUUUUAAAGCUGAAUGAAGGUACAGUUAGAGGUGAUAUUUGGAGGAAAUUCUUGGCUGUGAGGGUGGCAAGGCACAGGUUUCCAGAGAAGCUGUGGCUGCCCCAGUCCUGGACGUGUUCCAAGGCAUGUUGGGCAGGGUUUGGAGCAACCUGGGAUGGUGGAAGGUGUCCCUGCCCAUGGCAAAGGUGGGAUGAGAUGAGCUUUAGGUUCCUUUCCAACACAAUCUAUUCUGGCACUCCAUGGUAAGUAUAAACUAGUCUAUAUUUUUAUUUAAUUUAGUAAAUUAUUUUUCAUGCCAUUUCCGUGCCUGCAGCCACAGGUGUCCCUGGUUCUGUGGGUGCCCCUGGUCCUGUGGGUGUCCCUGGUUCUGUGGGUGCUCCUGGUCCUGUGGGUGUCCCUGGUCCCAUGGUGUCCCUGGUCCCAUGGUGUCCCAUGUCCUGUGGUGUCCCUGUUCCCGUGGUGUCCCUGUUCCCAUGGUGUCCCUGGUUCUGUGGGUGCCCCUGGUCCUGUGGGUGUCCCUGGUCCUGUGGUGUCCCUGUUCCCAUGGUGUCCCUGGUCCUGUGGUGUCCCUGGUCCUGUGGGUGCCCCUGGUCCUGUGGGUGUCCCUGGUCCCAUGGUGUCCCUGGUCCUGUGGGUGCCCCCAGCCCCAUGAUGUCCCUGGUCCUGUGGUGUCCCUGGUCCCAUGGUUUCCCCAGCCCCAUGAUGUCCCUGGUCCCGUGGUGUCCUUGGUCCCAUGGUGUCCCUGGUCCCGUGGUGUCCCCAGCCCCAUGGUGUCCCCAGCCCCAUGGUGUCCCUGGCCCCGUGGUGUCCCUGGUCUUGUGGUGUCCCCAGUCCCAUGGUGUCCCCGGUCCCAUGGGUGUCCCCGGUCCCAUGGUGUCCCCGGUCCCAUGGUGUCCCCAGUCCCGUGGUGUCCCUGGUCCCGUGGGUAUCCCUGGUCCCAUGGUGUCCCUGGUCCCAUGGUGUCCCCAGCCCCAUGAUGUCCCUGGUCCCGUGGUGUCCCCGGUCCCAUGGUGUCCCCAGUCCCGUGGUGUCCCCAGUCCCACGGUGUCCCCAGCCCCAUUGUGUCCCCAGUCCCAUGGUGUCCCUGCUCCCAUGGUGUCCCCAGCCCCAUGAUGUCCCUGGUCCCGUGGUGUCCCCGGUCCCAUGGUGUCCCCAGUCCCGUGGUGUCCCCAGUCCCAUGGUGUCCCCAGCCCCAUGAUGUCCCCAGUCCCAUGGUGUCCCCAGCCCCAUGGUGUCCCCGGUCCCAUGGUGUCCCCAGUCCCGUGGUGCCGGUGCCAGCCCCUCAGCUGUGUGGGAGCUGUGUGCCCUCUGUCUGGAGCCUGUCCCCAUCCCUGCUGCUGCCAGGGCAGUGGGGACAGCAGCUGUGCCAGCCCUGGUGCGGGCACCGCCGGCUCAGAGCGCGGCCAGCACGGCCCCCGAGCCGUGAGCCCAGCCUGCUCUCCACCCGCUCCAGGGUGCUGGGCCUGGGGCAGGGAUCCUCCCGGGGAAAGGCAGGUGGAAACCAGGUUCCCAACAGCUCCUUAGUGUGUGCACGUUCACUUCUGCAAAGUGUCUUAUCUGGAGCUAGCUGGAUUAACUCUCCAUUUCUAGUUAGAGCACCUGAAAGCAAUUUAGGAGAGGACUUUGCUGGGAAGGGAGAUUUCCUUUUUCUCUUCAGACGUCAUUAUGGCUGAGUGCAGCCCCCUGCAUUUGCUCUAGGAAUGCUCCUCUCCAGAGGAGAAAAUCACCAUUACAAACCUCUUAUUUUAAUACUGCUGCUUGGACCACGAGGCAUUGCAGGGAAUUGCCCAGUGGUUUCUGGGGUCCCCAAAGGUCUGUCACUGUGCUUGGCACCACGGGCAGGGCCGGGCUGGCAGGAGGUGCCACCCUGCAGGGUGACAAAGGGCACUGCUGCCAUGUGGGGCCGCAGUGUGUGACCAAAGGUGCCCCCGUGUCAGUCACGGCACGGUGUGGAGUCCUCGAGAGCUCUCCGGGCUGGGGACCCCGCUGCCUGCUCCACAGCCCAGAGGGACUGAAGCCACAUCCAGCAGGGAAUGUCCCUGUCACCUGGGAGCCAGCCCUGCACACCCACAGCACCCACAGCAGCCGGGCCCAGCAGCACCAGCAUCGGAGUUCCAGCCCCAGCACCUCCCUCCCACCGCCACACACACCACAGGUUCCUUCAGUGACAGGAAAUCAAUAGAAAGCAAAACCCAGCUGUGAAGCAGAAAAUCAAACAGGUUUGCCCAAGCUCUCAGUGAUAGAGGUUCCUUCCUGCAGCUGCACCAGGUGAGUUCCUGCCGGGCACCCAGGCUGAGCUGCUGCCCCUCAGGCACAGAGCCCAAGGGCCACCUCAGCAUCACUGGCCACAGCUGGAAUGUGCCCCACAGGCACUGGGGGCCCCUGGCCAGGUGCUGGCUCUCAGAUGGACAGACAGCUGCAAUACCAAGUGCAAGUGCAGAAACAAACACGGGGGCCCAACAGGGCAUUUCCCAAAAUCCCUUCACUCAAAACAACUCCCAUUCUGUUGGGAGGUGUGUGGAUGUGUGCCCAGGAGCAACCAAGCAGCAGCAGGACAGGGCUCUGGGGCUGCUGAGCUCAGAUUUCUGUUGCUUUAAAAUACUGGAUGUUUAACCCCAUCAACCUAUGACACCUGUAGACCAAAACACCUCAGCUACUGCCAACACGAGCUCUGCUCACUACAGCAGGUGCCAGGAGGACCCCAAGUCUCCAGAAACCUUUAGUUGAGUUGUCCUCUGGCUAGAGACAGGUCCCUGCUGGGACAAGGUAAGGGGGUUACUCAGUUCUUCACGCUGUGCCGGGAAGGGGUCAUGGCAGGAGUGUGGCAUUUGCUCUUCUAGAAGUGAUUUGCUUAUUUUUGUUUCUCUAGGGAGCAGUUCCAGUGCACACCACAGAAAAGCCACGGUAUUCCCGCAGUGGGACAUCCCUCAUCCACCUGUGCUCCAGCAGGAAUGUUUACUACUGGGCUAGGCACAGGAAAACCUCUCUUCAGCAGAAAUUCCCUAAUGCACAGCCUCUCCUGGGCAUCACUCAGGUGAACUUGACCACCAGAGGAAGAGUUUGCUCCAGGCUGCUGAAGAGCUGCCAUACUGUGCUUCCCAGAGAAGUGAGGGAUUUCUCUUUGCCAGCUCCCAGAAGUGAGGAGCAGCGAGGCUGUCAGUGUCCAGAGAGCUGGAAAUGAGCACCCCCAGUGUGAGGGCUGGCACAGAACUCUCCCUGGAAGAAUCCUAAAGAAUUGUGAUUUCUUACACUAUAUUACAGGUGGGAGGGAGGAACAGCCUCACAGCCAGGCAGGGAGAGCAAGUUCUGAACCCUCUCAGAAGGCUGGCACACCAGUGGCACCUGCUCUGAACCUCCUGAGGGAUGGUUGUGUAGUAGGAAAACCUACUUCCAGUGCAACAACUGACUCCAUUCCUAGCUGUGCCUGGCCAGGCCACAGCUCUUCAAUCCUCCCUGCACCUUCCUAGCCCAGGACGGGUGGGGACAUGGCCUCGGGUCAGUGUGGCAGCAGGAUGAGCCCUCAGCUGCUGUCUGAGGACAAAGACCCACCCUGGCUCUGGACUGCACUUCCAAGAAGAGAGAAAUGCCCCCUGUAUGGCUGAGUGGCAGACAGGUGAUUCCUGCAGGUGUGGGUGGACAGGUGGAUCCAUGUCUGGAGCAGGCCUGGCUGGGGAACAGUGGAGCUGCCGGGGCUCCAUUCAGCCUCCCUGCCCACUGCUGAGGGGCAUCUGAUGGAAAACACAUCCCCACGGCCACAGCUGACACUGCCCCUGCUCAUCACUCACUAAAUAUGCAGGAGAAUCAGCAGGUGACGUGAAGAGACUCUCUGAAGCGGAGAUUCUGACACCAGAAGUCAUGGCCAGCCUCCAGUUCAUGAGCGGGAAAUUAAUUCUGAGGCUCAGAGGUCUGAAAAUUGGGACCGGACUGGGGGAGGCUUUGCACUUACAAGCAAUUAAAAUAAUGAAAUCAUACCCAGGUACUCCUGAUUUAACAGUGUUUUGAAAUCCUCAGCUGCUGGGAAACACUUGAAAUGUGUUUGGCAUACACAGCUCAUCCUUCAGAAAGUGGGGCUGCCGAGGGCUGUGCCCUGUCAAACCACAUCUGACACAACACCGUGUGCUAAGAACAAGUGAGGAUGGAAAACAGCUAGGCACAGAGCAAAGCGUUUAAAACAGAUCUCUGGAUCCACAUUCCUGUUUGCUGAUAUGUCGGCAGAUAAACGAUUCAAGUG
Parus major (Great Tit) is the source of this 9899-nucleotide messenger RNA. RefSeq names its product cilia and flagella associated protein 61 (gene CFAP61). NCBI's taxonomy places the organism in Eukaryota, Metazoa, Chordata, Aves, Passeriformes, Paridae. The transcript is spliced from 33 exons. Bases 64 to 3975 code for a protein of 1303 amino acids. The record is from RefSeq and is a predicted model, not a curated record.